This is a messenger RNA of Mytilus californianus (California mussel), 6850 nucleotides long. Its product is annotated as tropomyosin alpha-4 chain-like. The transcript is spliced from 13 exons. The coding region runs from base 140 to 1468 and encodes 442 amino acids. The record is from RefSeq and is a predicted model, not a curated record. NCBI's taxonomy places the organism in Eukaryota, Metazoa, Mollusca, Bivalvia, Mytilida, Mytilidae.
UUGUCUAUUGCUGGCAAAAUAUAACUGGUAAAACCCAUAUUCAUGGAAAUCAGAUAGACCAGAUGUAUAUAUAAACGGCAACAUUAUAAUCACAAGGACCCUUCAUCUGUAAACCUCAAAGAAGAAAACAAGAUAGAAGAUGGAGCUGCAUUUGUUUUGUUCUUUGGCGUUGAUGAUGAUUAAUCAGUUUGGUUGCCAUGGUGCAAAUUAUCAAGAAAAUAAAGUAGAGAGUUUCGAAGAAAGGGUUUUUGCCCAUGUUGCUAAUUUUACACCAGCAUUUGCAAAAAGUUCCUUGGAAGAUAGAAUGUAUGACUUAAACACUCGUUUUCUGUCAAUCCUGAUUAACAAAAUUGUGAAGGAUGAUGCAAAAAUAUGGAGUAAGCUUGAAGUUGAGAGGAGGUCAUACAGUGAAGCAAUUGAAAGCCUUAAAACUGAGUAUAAUGAGGAAAUUAAAACAGUAGAUAGGCUGCAAAGCGAGGUCAUCACCCUAGAAACGCAAACCGUGAGAUUGAAGGAAAGUGUGGAAGAUUUCAAAUCGAAGUACCAAAACAUGUUGGAUAACUAUAUGAAGCAAACCGAAACUAUCAAUGAACUUGAAUUAAAAUUGCGAAACACGGAGCAAACACUUGAGCAGAAAACACAAGAAUAUGUUGAAGUGGAAGAAAAGAAUACCGUAUUAAAAGAGAAGUACUAUAGGCAAGAGAUUACAACCAAGAUAACGGAAAAGAGAAUGGAGACAUGUGAACGGAAGCUUAAGAUAUUUGAAUCCGUUCGGGUACAGGCAGAGACUGCGGAGGAAUUUAUAGAAGUAUCCUUGAGGGAUAUUUCCAGAUUGAUUUACAAUAUGCAAUCUACAUUCUGGACGAAAGUUCAAAACUACUUUACAAAGCUAGAAGCAGAAUUCAAAACUGAAGUAACUAAGGUAAAGAAGACAGAGUAUGGAAAGUAUGGAAAACUAGUCAUGGAACAGAAGGAGGAGUUUGAGAGACAGAUUAGUUAUGUCUACAAAGAGAAACUGGAAGAUUCUAGAACAAUUUCCAAACUAAGAGAAGAAAAAAAUAUGCUUCAAGAGAAACUAGCAACAAAUAAACUACAAAUUGAGGAGUAUAAGUCAACAAUAGAGGUUACUUCUGAACAAACAGCCACUUUUGACAUAGUACUGAAUGUGAGACGUGAGGAAGAUGAAGGAUUACGUGAACAAAUUGACUUUUAUGAAGUUUUAACAGAAUUGGCUGAAGAAGAGGAAAGCAAAAUGACAGCUGAAAAAAUGACGAUGAGAUGGGAAGAUUUGAAGACAUGGUUUAGUCAAGAUCCUCCAGAAUUCAUAAGACAAAGACUUGAAUCAGCCAGAACCUUACUUGACAACCCACAUGAUCCUACGACAAGACAGGAGGCUGAUUUGAAAUCUUCUGAGGUUCAGGAAAGCCUAGAUCAGCAAAUGAAAAUGGAAGGCAAGGACCUCGAGUGAAACAUGUGAUUAGAAAGCCUAGAUCAACAAAUUACAGACAUGAAAAAAACCGAUGGAGACAUGUUAUCAGUCUAUUUUUUUUUUUUUAUAUUUUUAAUCUCCCCCCUUUUUUCAAAGUUUUCAAAUUAUUAUUAUGAUAUAUCUUUGUGCACAUAAACGCAAACAGUUUGACUGAUUUUUUAAACACUGAUUUUCAUUGAUGAAUGUUUUCCGAUUAUCCAUACAUGGGUAUAUUCCACAUUUAAUACCUAAUUUGUGUAAUAACAUCAAUAAUUUCCAAUUAAGAUUAUAACUCUUAUUUUUAUCAAUCACAUAUACAAAUUUCAAUGUUAAAUCAACACAUUGUAGUCAGUGAACCGAAUAUACGAUAAUCAUUAUGUAUUACGAUGAUGCUGAUCAUAGAUACCACCAGACGUAAUAUUGUGUACGCCAGACGAGCGUUUCGUCUACAAAAGACAAUGCUCAGUAAUGAUCGAAUAUAUAAAAAUAUGUAAAAAAAGAUCUAUUUGCUGACAACUGGGCUGUUGGUAUAUAUGUUAGCAGCAAUAAGUGAAAUUAUGCAUUAAGAUUAAAUCCUAGGCAAUAAGCUUAGGCCUAGGCAUUACAUAUAUUGCCUAAAUGAUGUUAGGCAUUAAUCUUAAAUCCUAGGAUUUAACCGGAAAUCCUGAAAAUUAUGUCCAGGCAUUAAUGCUAAUGCCUUAAAUGAAAAUGAGAGUAAAUAAAAAUAAAUGUAUUCAAAGUUAAAAUACAUAUGGUACAUAAUGAAAUAAGAAGAACUGAAGUUUGGGUGUCAAUUACAUGACAUAAAAUCAUAAGUAAAAUAUUGACGUUAACACUAUUUGAAUAAACCUCUUAAAUAUAGUUCCAUCUUACUUUGAUUGGAAAUCGAUCAACAUGAUUAAAUCAACCCGUCAGCUACUUAAAACUCUAUGGAUGAAACGGGUUUUACAACUACUCCCUUCCCUAUGGACAUUUUAUCAUGUUACAAUUUUCACAAAAUUGAAGAAAUAGUACAAUAGAAUCACGGAAAAUGUUUGCAAAGCUAUUUUGAGGUUGUUUACUACUACGCUCUAUAAUAAUAAUAAUCUACUUUGACAUAUUUUUAUGUGUUUUUUCCCUAAAUACCAUACAGUUCUUCUAGAAAAACAUAUACUUUGGAAUUUCCCUAAUCAUUCUAUUUAAGAAAUAAUUCAUGGAAGCCAUAGAUUUGUAGGAAAUUAACACGGCCCAGGCCAUGUGUAAAUUUACAACAAGUCUAUGGCUUCCAUGAAUUGUUUCGAUUCUAAUAGGACAUAUACGGUCAUUUAAAAACUGAAGCGAUGGUGGGUAUGGCGUAUGUGUGGCUGUGCUAUGUUACCCCCUAUUUGAUAAAGUUAAAAAAUUCUAAUAAAUCUAUAGCUUAUAUGCAUUAUUUCCUAAAUAACUGCUAGAAAAAAUGUGUUUAAUUCUUUUACUUUUCAACGUAAACAUUUGCCAUUUCUAAUUUACAUUUAUUUUCUCGUAAGCUAUCGUCAAAUCCACAGUUGACAUUUCGUAACUAAGGUGCCGUCGUGUUGACUUACUAAAAUCAGUAAAUGUGCGAAUAAUGCAACAGAAUAGAAAAUAAAACACUACCUACCUCAAAACUCCAUUUAAUGCAAUAUUAUCUGAAUUUGGAGGGUAAACACAACGGAAAAACCUUUAGCUUUGGCGUUUUCAUUCGUAUGACGUCAUGUUUUGAAAUCACUUUAAUGCGCCAAAAACAAAAAUGAAAUUUCGCGGAAUUUUAUUUUAUUUUGAUUUUGUACAUUUUUCCGAGCUGUAAUGCAUUAUUUGUUUUUGUUAAGCAUCAUAAUACGAAUUAAGGUUCUGUAGUAAUUUUUUUAAUUGCAAUGUUUUACACAGCGAAAUCGACAUAGCGUUUGCACAUAGGUGACGAUACAUGUGGAUUUACGUGGGAGGCAUAUUGUAACAGCCAUUUUUAUUGACUUCUCUGAGUCUGCGCUAAGUAUUGAUAUAUAGAGAUUUUAUCACGGUGUUGUUUACAAAGCAAAAGAAGCACGUCAUACUAGAAUAUACUUUAGUUACAAUAAAGUCUUUCAAACAUCCUUUGGUAAAAUGUCAUACCAUUUCAAAUUUUAAUAGUCUAUAGCUGCAUUAUUUUCUGAUUUCGAAAGUUCAAUCUUUGCAAAAUACUAGUUAUCAUUGUACUUUUGCAUUAUGUUUAUGAUCUUUUUUUUUUCGCUGACUUAAAUUUAUAUUCCGCAAAGAUUCAAGAAAUUUGCAGUUGCUAUUAUACGUUCAGGUAUUUCACAUCCAAUCUUUUAUUGUAAUAUUCUUUACAAAGCACAAAAAAGUCGGCAUUCACCUCAAAAGCUAACCAAACCUUUAAACAGACUUAUUCAGAAGGGAUAUAGUUACGAUACUGUUGUCAGGUCAUUGAAGAUGGCAUAUUUUUGUCCUAUAUUCUCUGUCCUAUAUGUUCUCCCAAUUUUUUGUAUUGUAGUCCUGUCAUGUAAUGUUGUCAUUUUAAUGUUAUAUUUAACAUUGUCAUAAAAGCGGGAGGUUUGGCUAGCCACAAAACCAGGUUCAACCCACCAUUUUUUUCUUAAAAUGUCCUGUACCAAGUCAGGAAAAUGGCCAUUGUUAUAUUAUAGUUCGUUUCUGUGUGUUUUACAUUUUUAUGUUGUGUUUCUGUUGUGUCGUAGUUCUCUUCUUAUAUUUGAUGUGUUUCCCUCAGUUUUAGUUUGUAACCCGGAUUUGUUUUUUUCUCAAUCGAUUUAUGAAUUUCGAACAGCGGUAUACUACUGUUGCCUUUAUUUGGUAUUAAUAUUGAUUCACUCAUAGGGUCUUUACAUCGGAAAUAACACAUUUGUUCUAAAACCAGUUGUUGGCAUGAUACGGGUUAUGUUCUUCUCAUAUAUUUUAUGAUGGUAUGAUACUAAACCCCUAACGGGAGGGAUUGUGCUUGAUUUUCAUAUGAUGAAGACAUAAUCUAUCAAUCAGUUUAAUUGAAGUCUGGAGCUAGCAUGUCAGUAACUGCUAGUAGUCCUUUGUUAAUGUGUGUAUCAUUGUCAUUUUGCUUAGUUUCUUUUGUUACCUAUUCUGACAUCGGACUCUGACUUCUUUUAAAUUGAGUUUUACUGUGCGUAUUGAUGUGUGUUUGUUUAUUCUACAUUGACUAGAGGUAUAGAGGGAGGGUUGAGAUCUCACAAAACAUGUUUAAACCCGCCGCAUUGUUGCGCCUGUCCCAAGUAAAGAGCCUCUGGCCUUUAUUAGUCUUGUACGUUUUUUUAAUUUUAGUUCAUUUAUAUGUUUUGGAGUUUAGUAUGAAGUCCAUUUUUACUGAACUAGUGAACUGCCUCCGGGUGCAGGAUUUUCUCGCUGUGUUGAAGACUCGUUAGUGGCCUUCGGCUUUUUUCUGCUCUUUGGUCUGGUUGUUGUGUCUUUGACAUAUUCCCCAUUUCCAUUCUCAAUUUUAUUAAUCAAGAUUAAGAAGUGAAAAGAUAAGAAGGGUAUUUAAGAAAUAUCUUCAUAUCCAAUAAAACAGAUUGAAAGAUGAUAUGACUGGCAAAAUUUCAUAUCUAAAGUUGACUAAUUUUGACCAGCUCAAACCGGCUCGACCACUGAAGAGUAAUACAAAAAAAAAAUUAGUUCUGUUAUGAAUACAAAAAAUAAUGAAAAUUUAAGAUGUUUUUAAAAAGGUUUAUACUAAUUUUUGGAAUAUAAUUUUAAAAAUAUUAUGCAUCAAGAAUAUUUCACCGACUGCACAGGUAUUUUGAAGAUAAACAAAAAUCACAACGUUAACUUAUUGCUUGAUAUGAUGAUUGGCAAUAGGUUGAAUAAUCAUCAUCAAAUUUCAGGAAAUAAGCUUAAUGCCUGAAAAUUUCAGGCAAUAACUUAAUGCCUAGACGUUAGCUUAUUGCCUUGGAUUUCACCUUAAUGCAUAAUUUCUUAUUGCCGCUAACAUAUAUAAAGUGCAUUAUACUUAUUGAUAGUAAAAGAAUUUAGGCCCUAAUAUAAUGAUAUUUUAUAAGGAUUUUUUUUUUCCAAAUUAUUUUCAUGGUAGUUAUAUUGAUUUGUUCCUGAUAUAAUUUGCUUCUAUAGAUUUAUAAUUUCGUAAGACGAACUAUCAGUAGUUGUCGAGUGUUGCUAUAUAUAUAUAUAUAUAUAUAUAUAUAUAUAUAUUAAUCUGUCGUAGCGUUGUCACUUGUUUAGACGUACUUAAUAAUUAUUUCUGUGACUGUAUCUAACGAUCCUUUACGAUAGAUAAUUUAGCUAAUCUUCAAUCAAUUCCAUCUUCUUGCCUAAUAUAUCAUGUACUAUGUUACAACUCUAGAUUCUACUGACGAGGAAAGGUAACACUAGGCCACCGAAACCUGAAUUUUUAAGUCCGUCUAGGUGGUCGAGUGGUAUAGAGCGCUGGACACAGUGCAGGCGGUGUUAUCUCGAUAUCCCAAUAACGUUGAGUUCGAAUCCCGGCAAGGGAAGAACAAAAAUUUGCUUCCGCAAAUUUGCAGAUUUAACAUUGUUGUGCUGAUAUUUAGAGUCCUUAUGUAUAGCUUACUGUAUACGUAUUUCUAUUGAAGACCGAAAAUUUACCUAUAGUUGCUUAUAUUUUAAUUAUUUAGUCCCUGGUCAAUGUUUGUCUGAUUAGCUACCAUACCACAUUUUCUAAUUUUUAUAUUUGGUUCCUUGUAUAAUUUUUAUCAUAUUAAUUUUUUUUUCAAAUAAAACAAAAUAAGUCUCAAGCAUUAGUUUUAUUUCUAUAUUUUCCAAGGGUAAAUGUUUACCCAUCUUAUUUGAUAUGCAUGGAUAAAACCAAAUUAUAUAUGUAGUAUGUUUCGACUAAAAAACAUCAAAAACUACAAUUAUGUGUGUCAUUGGGCUUUGCUUAAACUCUAUAUAUUAUUCUGUACUGAGUCGUUUAGAAUGUUUUGUAAUAUAUAAUCGCAAAAUAUGUGUAUUCUCUCAAUUACAUUUUGUAUCGAUAAUUAUAUACCAAUUGUUCACCUAUUUCAUGUUUGAACUUUUAUUAUUCCAAAUGUUACACAGAUCCUUUGACCUUUUGGGGGAUUUAAAGAUAAAUUUAUAAUGACGGCAUAAAUUAAAUAUUUUACUUUCUAUAAAUUAUUGAAGAAUAAAAUAAAAACUGGCCACCACAUCAUAUCCAAAAGUAGAGUCAAUCAAUCAAUCAAUCAUGCUAUUUUUAGUCCAAUUUAAUACUUGUUUUUUAAAAAGAAAGAGUGAAACAACAUGUAAUUUGCAAUGUUACAAUGUCUCUUCUAACUUUAUCUGGUUAGUUAUUCAUAUUAAAAAAAGAAGCUUUUUAAUGUCGGUCAUGCGUUUAAUAUAUGUAUUAUUCGGAUUAGAUAUAGAUGAGAAUAAAUGAUUUGAUUUGAU